Python bivittatus (Burmese python) is the source of this 2145-nucleotide messenger RNA. It is a transcript of the gene COASY, whose product is annotated as Coenzyme A synthase. Gene Ontology annotation, molecular function: dephospho-CoA kinase activity; ATP binding. NCBI's taxonomy places the organism in Eukaryota, Metazoa, Chordata, Lepidosauria, Squamata, Pythonidae. Gene Ontology annotation, biological process: coenzyme A biosynthetic process. The record is from RefSeq and is a predicted model, not a curated record.
GACACUUCCGGGUCAGGUGUUGGCUCAGCUGAAGUUGCCUGACAGCAUGUCGGUCUUCCGAUCUGGUUUACUUGUUCUGACGUCCCCACUGUCAGCACUUUCUCUGCGCUUGAUGCCCAUUCUUGCCUCAGCUGCCCGGCUGGUACAAGAUACCCUCUAUAUUCACCUGCAGCCAGGACUCAGCUUGACAGGUUCUACACAGCCCCGUUCCACUUACGUUCCUGCCACAUCGGAAGUACACAACCUUAUCAGCAAAUUGUACACCGAUGCUGACGUUCAUCGUCACCUUGAUGUCCGGAUACUGCUCACCAACAUCCUCAACCAAGGAGCUACCCCUCCAGUGCUAGGAUCUGUACAGAACCUUUCCCAGCCACCUGAGGUGGUGCUCACUGACUUCGAAACUGGAGAUGGAGGGCAAUCAAAUCCAGUCAAGCAGCGUCUAGAACGUUACGCCACCAGUUGUUACAGCUGUCGCCCUAACCUAAUAUCUGUUUUACUGUAUCCUGACUAUGAGUUACAAGCUGGUGAUGGGGAACUGUCCCCACAACACGAGAUUGAGAUAACAAAUGAGCCAUUGCAAAGUUACACUGAUGUAGUUGUGGGGGGCACUUUUGAUAGACUUCACAAUGGUCACAAGAUCCUUCUGAGCAUGAGCUGUAUGCUGGCAGAAAAUCGGCUUCUCAUUGGGGUCUCUGACAAAGAUCUCCUGGAAAAUAAGGUAUUAAAGGAGCUGAUCCUACCCUUUGAGCAACGUGUGGCUCAACUUAACGAGUUCCUAGUAGACAUCAAGCCUUCCCUGCAAUAUGACAUUGUUCCUCUAUUUGAUCCCUUUGGCCCAUCAAUCACUGAUGCUGAUCUGAAGUGCAUUGUAGUCAGUGAGGAGACAGUCAAGGGUGGUCUUUCUGUCAACAAGAGGAGGGCAGAAAAUAACCUGGCUGAACUGGCUCUCCACAAAAUCAGUCUGGCUGUUGACCCUCAGCAUGCCAGGAAUGAGGAAGAAAAAAUCAGCUCUUCUAGCCUGAGGUACAGACUUCUUGGAACUUUGUUGUGUGCUCCUCGGAAAGAUCCAUCACUUCCUUCCUCCCCCUACAUUAUUGGGCUGACAGGUGGAUCUGGUAGUGGCAAGAGUUCUGUUGCCCAGCAUUUGCUUCACCUUGGUGCCUUCCAUUUGGAUAUGGACAGUCUGGGACACACCAUUUACACACCAGGUGGUCCUGUAUAUGAGCAGGUGAUAGAAGCAUUUGGACCAGAUAUUUUAAAAGAAGAUGGAACCAUCAACAGAAAAGUGUUGGGAGCCAAAGUAUUUGGAGACCAGGAACAGUUGAAGCAACUCAACAGCAUCAUGUGGCCAGUGAUGGCUCGAAUGGCAAAAGAAAAGUUAGAAGAGGCAGCCAGGCAGGGAAAGGCUGUGUGUGUGCUGGACGCAGCUAUGUUGUUGGAGGCAGGCUGGUCAGAAAUGGUACAUGAGGUCUGGACGGUCAUCAUUCCUGAAGAUGAGGCCAUAAGACGCAUCAUAGCCAGAGAUGGCCUAAGUUCAGAAGCUGCCAAACUGCGGGUGCGGAGCCAAAUGUCCAAUAGCCAGCGUGCGAAGCAGUCACAUGUAGUACUUUGCACAAUGUGGGAGCCAGAAAUUACACGUGAGACGGUGGAAAAAGCUUGGGCUCUGCUCCAGAAACGCAUCAAACCUGAAUAGACCCGUGAACUGAGAUGGGAUCACCUCUUCAUUCUUCCCCCUCAGUGCUGCCCGUAUGGAAAGGUGUGCACCCAUCAGGUGUACUCAUUCCAACAAGGGCAGUAGUUGAGGGUAGAGAUACAGGAAAUGGAGUUCCAACUGCUUGGUGCUGUUGGGGGGUGUCUUUUUUCCCUGUUGAAAAAGGUCCAGGGAGAAGCAUGAAAUAAUUUUUGUAUAUCAUAGAGUUUAGUUUUCAUUCAGCUGGGGUACCUGCUGAGCAGGAAGGAAAAGAUGCUGCUAUGUGAAGCCACAGAUAGUUGCAUGUUUCUGAUGGAAGCAGUUUCAAUAAUGCUACUUACAAAACAAGGACAUUCAGGGUUACAUAGGCGUGGCACAAGUGCUCUGUUUUAGGCUCCGCUGCUCUGUAUUUGAUGUCCUAUGCAUAAGUUACAUAUAAAGAAGAUAACAAAAUA